AUGAGGCCAACUGAUUUGCAUUUUCGAAGCCCAAAAGAGCGCACCCCAGAUCAUUACAACCCAAAUCUCACAUAUGACGGCAGAAGUCUCUCAAUUCCAUCCAGAUCAAGAAAGCAGCUUUUUGCAAAAAGUAAAAGAUUCGGCCAAUAUGAUUUUGAGUACUCAAAGACUGAUCCUUGCGUUGGUCCUGGCUCUUAUCUUUCUUCUACAACAAGAAAUAGAGUAAAAGGUGUAGUUCAAAUAAAGCCUUUAAUUGUUAUGAGAAAUACAAUAAGUAACGGAUUUACAUACGUUGGUAACACAUUAGUGUACGACCCUCUCCUCCUCUCAAAAAAACAAAGAAAACUGGACCAAUCCUUCCUCAACGACUCAACAAGAUCGACAGUCGCAUCAUUCAAAGCUUUAUCCCACAAAUCUUCUCCGAGAGACCCUCAAAGUGCUUCUCCUUUAAAAGCAUCCCUAAGAAAUUAUUCUCCCCAAAGAAAAAAGCAAAAAAGCCUAGUAAAAAGCAAUUUAAAGACAAUAGAAAAAGUGCUGAACGAAAUAGAAAAAAAAGAAAGGGUGGAAAGAAGCAAAACGCUGGGAUUAUUGUAA
Messenger RNA from Blepharisma stoltei, 594 nucleotides. The record is from the annotation of a GenBank genome assembly. NCBI's taxonomy places the organism in Eukaryota, Ciliophora, Heterotrichea, Heterotrichida, Blepharismidae.